Oldenlandia corymbosa var. corymbosa is the source of this 519-nucleotide messenger RNA. The record is from the annotation of a GenBank genome assembly. Lineage: Eukaryota; Viridiplantae; Streptophyta; Magnoliopsida; Gentianales; Rubiaceae.
AUGGAGUCCUCAAAAGAGACGGGAUGCCAGGCUCCAACAGGGCCAAUUCUGUGCAUAAAGAAUUGUGGAUUUUUUGGUAGUGCUGCAACCAUGAAUAUGUGUUCCAAGUGCCACAAGGAGAUGGUCUUGAAGCAGGAACAAGCCAAACUUGCAGCUACAUCAAUUGAGAACAUUGUUAAUGGCAGCUCAAGUUGCAGUGAGAAAGAGCCCGUCGUUGCUGGUGCUUUUACUAUAGAAGCUACGCCUGCCAACCCCGAAGUGAUUCCUGCACAAGCACCCCUGAAUUUGUCAUUCGGCCAGAGUUCUGAGGUAAAGGUGAAAGAGGGUCCCAACAGGUGCAACACUUGCCGCAAACGUGUGGGUUUAACAGGUUUCAAUUGCAGAUGUGGAAAUCUAUUCUGUGCAGUGCAUCGUUAUUCGGAUAAGCAUGAAUGCCCCUUUGACUAUCGCACCGCGGGUCAGGAUGCAAUAGCGAAAGCUAAUCCAGUGGUCAAAGCAGAUAAGCUUGACAAGAUAUAG